This is a messenger RNA of Mus musculus (house mouse), 561 nucleotides long. RefSeq names its product predicted gene, 46442. The record is from RefSeq and is a predicted model, not a curated record. The transcript has a single exon. Bases 16 to 510 code for a protein of 164 amino acids. NCBI's taxonomy places the organism in Eukaryota, Metazoa, Chordata, Mammalia, Rodentia, Muridae.
UAACCCCAUUAAAAAAUGGAGCUCAGGCUUUUCACCAAGAUCGCACCGAAAGCGAAGAAGGAAGCUCCUGCCCCUCCCAAAGCCGAAGCCAAAGCGAAGGCCUUGAAAGCUAAGAAGGCGGUGCUGAAAGGCGUCCACAGCCACAAAAAGAAGAAGAUCCGAACGUCACACACCUUCCGGCGGCCCAAGACCCUGCAGCUCUGGAGGCAGCCAAAAUAUCCUCGGAAGAGUGGGCCCAGGAGAAGCAAGCUUGACCACUAUGCUAUCAUUAAAUUCCCACUGACCACUGAGUCAGCCAUGAAGAAAAUAGAGGACAACAACACUCUUGUGUUCAUUGUGGAUGUCAAGGCCAUCAAGCAUCAGAUCAAAGAGGCCAUGAAGAAACUCUGUGACAUUGAUGUGGCCAAAGUCAAUACCCUGAUAAGGCCCGACGGAGAGAAGGUGGCGUAUGGUCGCUUGGCUCCUGAUUAUGAUGCCCUAGAUGUUGCCAACAAGAUUGGGAUCAUCUAAACUGAGUCCAGAUGGCUCAUUCUAAAUAUACACUAUUUUUUUCACCAUAAA